Messenger RNA from Odontomachus brunneus, 955 nucleotides. It is a transcript of the gene Scp1, whose product is annotated as sarcoplasmic calcium-binding protein 1. The record is from RefSeq and is a predicted model, not a curated record. The transcript is spliced from 5 exons. The coding region runs from base 220 to 792 and encodes 190 amino acids. Gene Ontology annotation, molecular function: calcium ion binding. Lineage: Eukaryota; Metazoa; Arthropoda; Insecta; Hymenoptera; Formicidae.
CCCGGCGACGAGAUUCGGGCUGAGUUCAGUGCGAGACCAUCAUCCUCUCGAGGCACUUUCUCCGCGUCGGACGAGCUCACCUCGUGGUCCCGUCGCGUCGCUUCAGGAGACGACAGAAGAGCUCAUCUCGUGCGGAGUGGAGGAACACGUGCGAGAGUUCAGCGCUUGGCCCACGGGAGAAGACGAGAAGAGGGUGUCCUGCGUACCAAGAAGAUCACGAUGGCGUUCAGCUGGGAUAAACGCGUCUUUUUCAUAGUGAAGUACCUGUACGAUAUUGACAACAAUGGAGAACUGGACAAGCACGACUUCGAAUGCAUGGCGUUGAGAAUGACGGUGAUUGAAGGCAAAGGCGAAUUCAAUAGCAAUCGAUAUCAGGAAAACCUGCACAUCAUGCUGUCCUUAUGGGAGGAAAUAGCCGAUCUGGCGGAUUUCGAUAAGAACGGCAUUGUAACGAUAGAUGAGUUCAAGGACGCGGUGCAAAAGACUUGCGUCGGUCGUUCCUAUAACGAUUUCCCUCAGGCUAUGAAGAUGUUUAUCGAUUCUCACUUCAAGAUACUUGACAUAAAUGAGGACGGAGUGAUUGGUGUCGACGAGUUUCGAUAUAACUGCGUCCUGAGGAUGGCCGUGGAUAACAUAGACGCCCUGGAUAAAGCUUUUCAGAGUCUCCUGAACGACGACGACAGGAAACGCGGCGGAUUGACUUUGGCGCGUUAUCAGGAAUUGUACGCGCAGUUCAUCGGCGAUCCCAACGAGAAAUGUCAGGCGAUCUAUCUUUUCGGACCGAUGAGCUAGGAACCGUCUAAUUCGAGUACCCGUCGUUCGCGAAGCGAUAUAUAAAUCCUCACACCUUGUACAAAAGACAUAUACAUAUAUCUAUGCAUAAUGUAUUUAAUUUAACGUCCGUAUUAAAUCUUGUAAAGAAAACUAUUGUAAUAAAUCGGAUAUUUUAUCGUAA